AUGAUCACCUUUCUCCCCUGCACAGACUUUGAGGAGAUCGCUCGGAUCCUCGACGACAAGCGCCUCGGCGGCCAGCGCACCGAGGCCUGGGCGAUACUCAAGUGGCUGCGGGCGCCGGAGCAGUACCCAAAGCUAGUCAGAGCGGGGUAUUGCUCCAUGUGGAAGGGGUUUGAGCCGGCGCUCGUCUGCUACGUCAACGCGAUGCUCCGAGAGUGGGCCCGUAGGGGCUUCCGCAACGACCUCCUCGCUCCAGGGGAUGCUUCUCUUGGGCUCGACGAACCUGCCUCGCCUCCUCCGAUGCCGCCGUGGCUCGGCGAGGAGGCGCUCCACUCGUGCCACCGCAGUGCGCUGAUGGCGAAGCUGCCAACGCACUACUCACAGUACGGCUGGCCCGAGACCGGCGAGGACCACGACGGCUCCUACCUCUGGCCCGAUCGCCGCGACGACGGGUGGGUGCUGCGGUGGCCGGUGGCGGCGAAGCGGCCCGCCAUCCGGCUCUUGCGCGCCGACGUGCCUCCGCCUCCCUCCGCCGCCGCUGAGCCGGCCCUCGCCUGCCGCAAGCGAUCCCGAUGCGAGGACGGUCCGGGGCGUUCGGCCCUUCAGGCCGAAUGGACCAGGCUGACAAAGGAGGAGCUGCCCAAGCUCGCAAAGGGGCGGCGCUGGCCGAUCUGCCUCGACCAUUGCUUUCAGCGGGUCGCGCUCGACGCGGCGUUCGGCGGGUGCUGGUACGACCACCUCGACCGCAAGCGAGGCGCCGCGAUCCGGCAGAUUGCAGACGCCGACCUGGCGCGCGCCGUCCAGGCAGCGCGGCGGAUGCGCGACGAGGGCGCCGCGGCGGUGGAUGAGAUGAACGCGGAGAGCCUGCGCUGGAGGGGCAAGGCUGGCCCAAAGCGCAAGCGGUGA
Emiliania huxleyi CCMP1516 is the source of this 903-nucleotide messenger RNA. RefSeq lists its product as hypothetical. The record is from RefSeq and is a predicted model, not a curated record. The transcript has a single exon. Lineage: Eukaryota; Haptophyta; Isochrysidales; Noelaerhabdaceae. Bases 1 to 903 code for a protein of 300 amino acids.